Molecule: messenger RNA, 7460 nt
Organism: Pogoniulus pusillus (Red-fronted tinkerbird)
Lineage: Eukaryota; Metazoa; Chordata; Aves; Piciformes; Lybiidae
Gene: NFIC
Product: nuclear factor I C
Exons: 11
Coding region: 127-1662 (511 amino acids)
Biological process (GO): regulation of transcription by RNA polymerase II
Cellular component (GO): nucleus
Molecular function (GO): DNA-binding transcription factor activity, RNA polymerase II-specific; RNA polymerase II cis-regulatory region sequence-specific DNA binding
Source: RefSeq, a predicted model, not a curated record
CACAGCCGCUCCAAAGGAGAGAGAGAGAAAAAACGCCCGGACUGCUCCAGCCUCCGAAAUGACUCAGUAACUUUUACGCCUCGAGUCUCAGCCCUGCAAUUAGCCGCUUUCCCAGCACGGCUCGGGAUGUAUUCGUCUCCUCUCUGCCUGACCCAGGAUGAGUUCCACCCCUUCAUCGAGGCGCUGCUCCCCCACGUCCGGGCCUUCGCCUACACCUGGUUCAACCUGCAGGCCCGCAAGCGCAAGUACUUCAAGAAGCAUGAGAAGAGGAUGACAAAGGAUGAGGAGAGGGCAGUGAAGGACGAGCUGCUGAGUGAGAAGCCAGAGGUGAAGCAGAAAUGGGCCUCGCGCCUCCUGGCCAAGCUGCGCAAGGACAUCCGGCCCGAGUGCCGCGAGGACUUUGUGCUCUCCAUCACGGGCAAGAAGCCUUCCUGCUGUGUCCUCUCCAACCCCGAUCAGAAGGGCAAGAUGCGCCGCAUUGACUGCCUGCGGCAGGCCGACAAGGUGUGGCGGCUGGACCUGGUCAUGGUCAUCCUCUUCAAAGGGAUCCCCCUGGAGAGCACUGACGGCGAGCGCCUGGUCAAGUCAGGCCAGUGCACUAACCCCAUCCUCUGCGUGCAGCCUCACCACAUCAGCGUCUCUGUCAAGGAGCUCGACCUCUACCUAGCUUACUUUGUCCGGGAGAGAGAUACAGAGCAGAGCAGCAGCCCUCGAACAGGCAUCAGCUCAGACCAGGAGGACAGCAAACCCAUCACACUGGAUUCAACAGACUUCCAGGAAAGCUUCGUCACCUCCGGGGUGUUCAGUGUCACUGAGCUCAUCCAGGUGUCCCGAACACCGGUGGUGACAGGCACGGGGCCAAACUUCUCCUUGGGGGAGCUGCAGGGCCACCUGGCCUAUGACCUGAACCCCUCCAGCACUGGCAUGAGGAGGACAUUGCCCAGCACCUCCUCCAGUGGGAGUAAACGGCACAAGUCGGGGUCCAUGGAGGAUGACAUUGACACCAGCCCAGGGGGCGAGUACUACACCUCCUCCAAUUCUCCCACCAGCAGCAGCCGCAACUGGACAGAAGACAUGGAAGGGGGCAUCUCCCCCACCGUGAAGAAGACUGAGAUGGACAAGUCUCCCUUCAACAGCCCCUCCCCCCAGGACUCCUCUCCCCGGCUGAGCAGUUUCACCCAGCACCACCGUCCUGUCAUCGCCGUGCACAGCGGUAUCACUCGAAGCCCUCACCCGUCGUCUGCUCUGCAUUUCCCCACCACCUCCAUCCUCCCCCAGACAGCUUCCACCUACUUCCCCCACACGGCCAUUCGGUACCCUCCUCAUCUCAACCCGCAGGACCCGCUGAAGGAUCUCGUCUCGCUGGCCUGCGACCCGUCCAACCAGCAGCCCGGACCGUUAAAUGGAAGUGGUCAAGUGAAAGUGCCCAGCCACUACCUGCCCACGCAGAUGCUGGCGCCGCCACCUCCCCCCGGCAUGCCCCGCUUGGCCGUCUCUCCUGACACCAAAUCCACCACGACAACUACCGAGGGAGGGACGACCUCACCGACAUCACCCACCUACUCUGCACCAGGCACGCCCCCUGCGAACCGUUCCUUCGUGGGAUUAGGACCAAGGGAUCCUGGGAGUAUCUAUCAGGCACAGUCCUGGUACCUGGGAUAACCGCCGCCGUGCCGCCCCUUCGCUUCCCUUCUCCUCUGCUUUAGGCACCCCCAGGGGAACAUCCCCGUCCUCGAGCACCAGGCCCAGCCUUGCGGUGACGACGGAGAGUGAAGACUCAUGAUGACGAUGAUGACACCAAGCUAAACCCACAGCCGAAGGAAUGAGCGAGGGAAAGGAAGAUAGAAAAGGGUCAAACUUUUUUAAAAAGGAAAAAAAAAUGCAAACAAAACAACAGCCCAUCCCAGGAGGACCUUCCCCCCACCCUGGUGACACACCAGAAAACAAAGCAGCAGGAAAAAGAAAAAGAAAAAGAAAAAGAAAAAGAAAAAGAAAAAGAAAAAGAAAAAGAAAAAGAAAAAGAAAAAGAAAAAGAAAAAACAGUUCUUUGCCCUGUCAGCUGGCGCCACGCCGAGACCUGACACAACUCGCGCCAGCGAUGCUCCCAGGAGUGGUAGCAGGGCUGUGGCGUCAGAGCCCUGCCAGCCACUCGCCGGAGGGUCAGAUAUGCAAACAGGUCUUAACCCUCAUUCUUUCCUCUAUGUGAGUAGAACAACCCCCUCCUGUCACCUCUCCUUGGCCCCAUGCAGACUCACGGGGGAGCCCUGGGGCUGGGGUGGGUGCAGCGGAGUCGGGGGGGGGGACACCUCUGCCACUGAUUCCCAAUUGACGUGGCCAUGUGUGCUCACCACUGGGGCAGUGGCAGGCACCAUGCUAUGAAGGCACCUUGGGGAUGGGCAGUGCCAUGCUGCGGUGGCACAGUGAGGUGGUAAUGAGGUGAUACAGUGACGUGAUGACAUGGUGAUGCAGUGAAUGGUGGCACAGUUCUGAGCUCGACUUGGCACAAGCAGAUGCAACACGAGGAGAGGGCUUGGGGCCACCAAGGGUGUGUGGGCACAGCUGGAGAUGGUGGCAGCUCAACCAAUUCCUGUGGGGACACAGCAUGGGUAUGCCCUCAUCAUGGUCCCAGCAGGAGCCAGGCUGCCACCGACAGGGAGGGGCACCAGCUGCCAUCUCUCCACAAUGCCCUCCUCGUCCCCCUGUAUGCAUCGCCUGGCCCUGUGUGUCUCCUUGUGUCCCCCUGCAUGUCCGUGGGGCCUGCAUCUGUGUGUCUGAGCUAUGCAUUCCUGUGGACAGUGGCGGGUGGCUGGGCAGCAGCGCGCUCGUGUUGCACAUUUUGUAGGAAAUGCACUUUUAAGAGGGAAUUGUCAUUAGAAAAAAGAAGAAAAGAAAAAAACACGAAAAAAGAGGCGAAGAAGAUGGAAGAGGAGGAAGAGCCCCUGGCACUGGCUUGUUGGGCCAGCUGAUUUGGUGGGUUUUGGUUUGGGGUGUUUGUUUUUUGUAAAACAAAAGGAUAGAGAAAAGGAGCCUGAGUCCAAGAGAGGGCAGAGCCAGACCCACGAAGCCCCCAGUCCGUGUCAAGUGCCUGAACUGUGUCGGGGAAGGGCCUCAGGACCCCUGGAGGAGCCUCUGGAUGGAGGAAGUGCCCAGUGUCCCACACGACGGCAGGAUGGGGACACAGGGACCUGGCAGUGCCUUAGAUCAGAGGGACCCGGACCCAUGCAGUGGCCAAGGCAAGGAGGAGGAGGAUGACGAAGGCACCCUAGCGUCUCCAAUGAGAUGGUAGCAGCCAUGAAGGAGGUCCUAGGUGUGCCCCCAAAGGUACCUAUGGAGCCCAUGCUGCAAGGGAACACCUCACGGCUCAUGACAGACAGCAGGCACCGUGGGAUGUCCUGGAGCAGUGAAUGUCACCAAGGCCAUUGCUGCCACUCACCUGGCCCCCAGAACUGUCCCGUGGACCAUCAACAUCACAGCCCCCAUCCCAGCAUCCCCCCCUCAACUUUCCACCCCUUUGGGAUGGCACAGCAAGACUGGAUCCUGCCCACCCACGGCUUGGCACCGGAGAAAGGGCUGACACAGAAUAUCCUGGGAGACAAAAAAAAGUAACCAAAAAGGUCAAGAAAAGAAGAAAACCCACCAAAAAAAAAAAAAAAAAGGAAAAAAAAAGAGAAAAAAAAAACCACCCACCAAAAAAGUGCUUGGCAGAGAGGGGAACCUGGGGUUUUUUUUUAAAGAUCUAAGAAAAGAAACACAUGGGGCAAAAAAAAAAAAAAAAAAAAAAAAAAAAAAGGACAAACUGCAUGGUGCUUUAACAGGAUCUGGUGACCUGGCUCUACCCAGCCGCCCAUGGCUGAUGCUGUGCAUGGCAGACUCUAUUAACCGGCUCUACCUUCCCCCCACUUUAGCAAAAGAGAUGGAAAAAAAAGAAAGAAAAAAAAAAGAAAAAGAAAAAACCCCACAGACAAAUCUGUAUUUAAAAAGCCGUCGGAAAAAAAAAAAAAAAAAAAAAAAAAAAAAAAAGAAGAAAAGAAAAAAAGAAAAAAAGAAAAAACUCCAUGUUUUCCUGAUUUGCACGACAUUUUAUACCACAUGAUGUGCCUUGCCUUCGAUGACUAAAGUAUUACCGGACCCGAUAUCAGCACGAGGGAGUCGCUGCAUGCCCGGGGCUCCCGGGGGCCCGGGGGAGCGGGGGCGGCUGCCCCCCCCUCGCCUCCUGCAUGGCUUCUUGGCCGGAAAAGUCCUUUUCUCUCUCUAGUAUGAGCUCGGUUUUUUGGUUGUUGGUUUGUUGGUUUUAUUUGUUUGGGUUUUUUUGUUGUUCAACCAAUUUUUCCCCUCGGAAAAGUCUUCCAGUUGGUAAUACUGAUGCAUCCUCUGCGCCAACACACCGGAAUAUGCAAUAGCCGCUCGGCUGCGCCGGCGAAGGGGGGUCCGGCGGGGGGGUCCGGCCACCCCGUGGCUUUACCUCUCUUUUUUUUUUUCCUUUUUCUUUCCCUUUUGGGAGUUGUUUUGGUUUUGGUGUUUGUUUGGUUUGUAUUUGGUUUGGUUUUUUAUGCUUAUGGCAACCAAAGGCAGUGAGACGGGAGGCAGUAGGGACACCCCUCCACCCCACCCCCCUUAAUACUGGGAGAACUCAGCCAUCCAGGCAUGGCAGGGUGGAGGAGGACACGGUCCGGGUACCCACGGGGCGGACCAGGGAUGGAGACUUCCAUGGCUAUGCCUUUACAGUGGUCACAGCAUCCCGCACACCCCUGGGGACGAUCCCCUCCCCCUCCCUCUUUUUAAUGGGUGGGGUGAAGGGCCGGGAGGGCUCACCCCAGCUGCUCCCGCGACAGGAAUGGACCCGUCUGAAUGUAUCUGUGCCCACCCCCGCCUACGCUGGUGUCAGGGGGGGUCGCAGCCCCCUCCCUCUCCAUCUCCAUCGGGUUCAUCUCCGGGGGUCCGGCUGGCGCAAGGAAUAAAGUCGCAAGAGGAGGAUCCCCUCUCGCCGACACUUUAUUUAUUCCGUGCUGUGCCAACCGCCAAAGCAGGUCAGAACACCCCCCAGAAAUCCAGAAUUUGCCUUAAAGCCCAAGCAUCCUGCCGGGCGGAGAGAGAGGUGACCCUCCCCAGCCUCCCGAGGGCUGAGGACUGCCGCGGGUCGUGACACCAAUGGGCGGGUGGCACCGUAUGUCGCUGCUGCUUUGUAGCGAAGAAGCGUCGUCACCAGCGUUUGAUUUUUAAUUCCUUUGGUGUCUAGAAGUCUCAGCUGGGAGGUUGUGCGGUGGAGGGGGUCGUGUCCCGUUGGAGUCUUGCCCACCGCUGUGGUUUGCUGAGGCUACCAGAGGGCAGGGAACAUCCUUGGGAGACUCUUGAUGCAUGGUGCAGUGUUGACUUCUGCAAGGACAAUGCAACGGCGGGAGCGGGAGGGGAGCGUCCAGUAUGGGGGAAAGAAAUUUUUAAAAUAGAAUUAUAAAAAAAAAAAAAAAAAAGUUUUAAGGAUAGAAAAGGAUCAGGUCGAAGCGGAAAAAGAAAAAAACCUCAACAUUGCAAAAGGCAUUUCUGAGCAGAGCAGAGUGACAGCCAGCCGAGGGGGAGCGGGGGGCACCCAAGGCCAACUCCCGGCGAUCGUGGGGCCCGGAGGGAGACGAGGGACGCUGGCGCCCCUCGGGCCUGGGCCUUCCACUCCCGAGGAAUCCUCGGUCCCGCGGUUGCAUCGAGCAGGGUCCCCCUCCCGCCCCCUCUUUUGCCGCCUUCGCCCUCGGAAUCCGCAGCGCGUCUGGCAGGGCUGCUACCGCAGCCUUCCCAAAACCCGCCCUCGGCAAGAAAAGCACCUUAAAAAUUUUUAAAACAAGGCAAAAAAAAUCACCAACUCAUCCCCCAGCCCAGAGUUCGGCAGCAGGGGGGGGUCGACCUGGGGGCUUCCCGUUCGGGGGGGUCACCCCCGGCGUCUUUGCACUGCUUCCCCCGACACUCAUCACCCCCGAGGCCGCAUCCCGCCGGCUCAGCCCAAAGGGAAUAUGCAAACUGCCCCCGAACCCCUCCCUGGGGGGCACCGGCUGUGCGGGGACGGGGGGGACGACCACUAAAGUUUUAUGCUCUUUUUUUUAAAUCGUUCUCCCUUAUUCUUUUAAUCCUCUCGCAGCCUCUGGGCUCAGUGGUCACAAUCGGGGUGGGCGCAAGGCGGAGGGAGACCCCAUCAGUGGGGAUGCCCUGGGGAGAACCCCUGGCAGGAUGGGGAUGGGGGUGGAGGGGAGGUCCUCUCGACAAUCGCCACGCCCGGGGCUCCCGCGGGGGUUUCAUGCACUACAGUCUCUCCUAGAGGUUUGGUUUUGUUUUGUUUUUUUUAGUUGGGUUCGUCGGCUGAAAAAUUAAUUAAAAAUAGUCCUUGUGACGUAAUAAUAAAUAAUAACCUGUACAUAUAUAUAUAUACAUCCACAUAUAUAUAUAUGGGGCUGCAGGGGCGGAGGUGGGCACACAGCUCCCUGCUGGCCAGCACACAAUUAAGGUACUUUAAAGUGCAAAGGAAUAUAUAUAUAUAUAUAUAUAUAUACUCCCCAUAUGUAUGUGUGUGUAUAUAUAUAUCUGUCUGUCUUGUUUGGUGGUGUUUUGUUUCUUUUUUUCCCUUCUUCUUUAUUACAUUGACUUUGGAAUUGCUGCUUUUCUGUCCCCCAGCCUCCUGCCGCUGGUUGGGGCGGGCAGCACUCGUGGGUGCCCCCCCAGCAGCAGUGUCCGUGAAUGCCUCGCGCGAUGCUCACGGGAAAGCGGGAGCAGAAAGGUGGGGGGAGGGGAGAAACCCACCCCCGGGCAAAGAGCGGCAAAAGGGGAGAAACUGCCCCAAAAAGGCGCUGAGGAGGCAGCCGGCAGGACCACGACUCACCCAUACCAAAAAUCCCGCCGCAGUGCCUCCGCGCCACCGGCUGCCCUCGGCCGCUUUUUGGGGGGUUUCCGCCGGCGGGGGGGGCGCCCCUCCCGCAGUUAUAUUUUACUAGUUAGCCGGAUUUUGCUUCUCGCUUGCCGCAGCCGUUACACACCCGCCGAGCGCACCAGGGCCGCGGGCCGGGGCCUGACCCUCCCCAACCCCUCCUCAGCCGUGCCCCAACCUCCCCAGUCCCAGCAUGCCCCCCCGCCCCCCUCCCUGGUGCUUCACGAUAUUGAUUAUACCCAUUGUACGCAGCCAUUACCGAUAGCGCCGCUCCUGCCUACAUACAGUUACUGACCCUGACUACGGAUUUGGGGUUCUGGGUUUGGGUUUUGUUUUGUGGGUUUUUUUGGGUUUGUUUUGUUUUUCUUUCGGGGGGGGAUUUGGGCCUUUUGGGAGGGAUGUUGGCUUGUUUGGGGUUUUUUUUUUCGUUUGUUUUGUUCCUUUUGGAGCUUUCUUUUGGUUGGGGUUUGUUUGGGCUUUGUGGGGUUUCUUUUCCCCCUUCCCUAUGAAAAAAAAAAAAAAAAAAAAAAAAAAAUAAAAGAAAAAAAAAUUAAAAACC